Molecule: messenger RNA, 2136 nt
Organism: Spodoptera frugiperda (fall armyworm)
Lineage: Eukaryota; Metazoa; Arthropoda; Insecta; Lepidoptera; Noctuidae
Gene: ninaG
Product: neither inactivation nor afterpotential protein G
Exons: 11
Coding region: 284-2119 (611 amino acids)
Molecular function (GO): oxidoreductase activity, acting on CH-OH group of donors; flavin adenine dinucleotide binding
Source: RefSeq, a predicted model, not a curated record
AUAAACAGAAUCAGAUGUCGUUGACUCGAAAAGGUUGACCACCCCUAUCUAAUUCAAUUAAACCAGGCAACGUAAGAAUUAAAUAACAUUACAGAAAUCAAACUACGGAACUAUCGGACUUCCCUCUUUGAAAUCCCUUCAUUUCUACGCGAUUCUUUAUUGUCUAAUUAAUAAGUGUUAAUAAUAUAGUGCUGUUAACGCCUAAUCGUCUUUAAAGUGCAAAAAUGUCUUAUUGAAAAUCAUUGCUAUAAGAUUUUUGAAAGGAGUAUUAUUUUAUUGAAUUAUGGCUUUGUACUCCUAUCUAUUUGGACUUUUAGUAGCUUGUGUAUCAUAUAUAGUGUAUCAAAAAUAUGUGAAUGUGUAUACAAGUAUAAUUAUCAAACCCCAGAAGAGAUAUGAUUAUAUUAUUGUCGGAGCUGGCACAGCGGGUUGCGUGCUCGCCUCCCGUCUCAGCGAGGACCCAAACACCAAGGUGCUGCUGGUGGAAGCCGGCGACCACAUGGGUUACUUCACCAAGAUCCCACUGACUCCCACAGCCGCACAGCAAGGACCUGACGACUGGUCUGUGAGGACUAAGCCGCAGAAGUAUUCGUCUUUCGGACUUUGGGGGCAGUCCCAAUUUAUUCCACGUGGUAAAGGCCUCGGCGGUUCAGGUCAGAUCAACUUCUUACUCCACGGCACUGGUCUUCCCGGGGACUAUGGCAGAUGGGCACAACUCGGCUUCAAAGGAUGGACCUUUAAAGAUUUGAAACCGUAUUUCAUCAAGGCUUUUGGAACUGUGAGGAGUGAAUUUGAUUCUGGACAUUGUGCGAUAGACGGAGACUGUCCUGCGGCUAAGGUGCCGAUGAAAUUGAAACAAAUAGACGAUGACAACGAGCUGAUGAAUACCUUCAGACUGGCUUCCAUGCACUCGACGAAGAACAUCUUCAGAAGACCAACAGCGACUAUCAAAGAUGGCGCUCGACAUUCCACACUGAACGCUUAUUUAAAGCCAGCUUUGGGAAGAAAGAACCUUCACGUAUUGUUGAGAACACAGGCGGUCUCGAUUCGCUUCAUCAACAUGACAGCAUCAUCACUAUACAUUCUCCAAAACCACCGCGAGCUGGACAAUAUAUUCGUGAACAAGGAGAUCAUCGUGGCAGCCGGCGCUAUAAAGUCUCCGCAGCUGUUGAUGUUGUCUGGUAUCGGACCACCUGAAUUGUUGCGAAGGUUAAAAAUAAAGUUGGUACUUCCGAACAAGGAGGUGGGCAGGAACUUCCACGACCACAUGAACAUGCCGCUGUACGUCAGCAUACAGAGGCCGAUCAGUGUCACUCUGUCCAAAGUAUUCACGUUCACUGCUGCCUUCGAGUACUUCUGGAAGAACACUGGACCUUUAUCAUUUCCUCCUCUGUCGGGAGUGGAGUACCAGAACAGUUCAGCAGUGAUGCUGUUUUCAAUGGGCACAGCUAGCGAAAGAUUACUGAGAGAUCUAUCUAAUUACAAGCCUCAAGUAUUUCGCGACACCUUCCCAUUCUACAACAACACGAACAAGGAAGGGUUCAUGUUCCUGUCGACCUGCGUGCAGCCCAGGAGUAGAGGCACCGUCACUCUCGCUGACUCCACCACCUCCAUGCCCCCUGUGGUAGACCCUAACUACUUGGAGCAGUACUUCGAUGUCAAGUGUAUGGUUAAAGCAAUACGAAGAGCAGAGGAAUUAGUGUCUACUAAACCAUUUCAAGAAAUCGGAGCACGGAUACACUGGCCUCGACCUGAACGAUGUUUGUCCUUGUGGAGGACCCGUAUUGAGAAGGAGGAAAAAGUCGAAGACUACAAAGAGGACCCUAAAAAACAAUCACAAGUAAAAGAACAGAAGCCCAAACCGAAGCCUGUACCGAGUCCUCCAGACGCCUACUUGGAGUGCAUCAUCAGAGAGGUGGCGGUGACUGGACAUCAUGCUGGAGGAACAUGUGCUGGUGGAAGAGUCGUGGAUGAGGAGUUACGAGUAAAAUCAAUAUCAGGUCUACGAGUAAUGGAUGCAAGUGUUCUACCGUCGCCAAUCUCCUUGUACCCAAACUCCGUGAUUGUGGCUAUGGCUGAGCGAGCCGCUGAUCUUAUACGGUAUGGUGGUAACAAAUAAAUGCUUUACAAAUCAUA